GCCUGCUCCCGAGCGCGGCUUCCCCCGCCGGCGGCGCGAUGGGCUGCGGGAACUCCACCGCCGCGAGCGCGGGCGCCGGCCGAGGCCCUGCAGGAGCAGCUAAAGAUGCAACAGAAGAGUCAAUAACAGAAGAUGACAAGAGGAGAAACUAUGGAGGGGUCUAUGUAGGUCUGCCCUCCGAAGCUGUCAAUAUGGUAUCCAAUCAAACAAAGACUGUACGAAAAAAUUAGAAGAAAAUAUCAUGACUCAAUGAUCAAGAGCUUGCUCAUUAAGAUUUGGAAGGAAUUGCGCCCCAUGGGACAUCAUAAUGUGCACAGAAAUUUCCAAGGAAAUUCUAAACAGUCACAUGCUUCGCCUCCCCUCCCCACCCAAAUUCUUACAUCUGUAGUUCAAACCAUGGGUACACGUUGAACGUUGUGGUGCUAGACAGGAAGUGGGUAGACGAUACACAGGCACAUGGGGCUUCCUGGGCCCACCCGCGGAAGACAAGCUGACACAGGCUGGUGCCUGGAGCCGACCUGCCACGUCCGGCAGCACCGUCACCCUGGCCACCCAGCACGGCUCAUGAAGAUCAUGUCUUCUCACUGAUACUUUUUUGAUAGCCUUUAUAUAAUAAAAUCCUUAUUCUAUUUAUAACUUCAGAUACUAAGGCACUAAACGUGAACUCCCUAAAGUAAUAUAUUUGUGUGUUACCUUUCACUGUUUCUAGGUCAUAUGAAUUAAUUUUUAGCUGUAAAAAUAAAUUGAUUCUUGCUGUUAUCUCAUCCCCUUUUUUACCUUUUGGUUUUCAGCUGUAUUUAAGUGGCAGAGAAUUUCUUCUGUUAGGAACAAUGUAUUACGUUGCAAUAUUUAAAAAUAAGCCACUGAAAUUUGCAUGCCCCAUGCAUGUUUCGAUUGAUUUUCUAUUUUCUUUAGCUGAAGGCUGAUGUCGCCCCAGAUCCUUUGCAGUCAUCGAUUCGUCCAUUCUCAUCAUGUUGAUUCUAUACUGUCUUCAAGGAAUUGUGACUGAUGGUUCGUGGGGUAUUUGGAAAGCUCUUAAUUUGAGGAGGAUAUGUGGCCACUUAGUACUGCAAUGUAGAUUACUCAAUUUACCAAUGUAUUUCAACAAUUAAAACAUUUUUAUCCCUCUUCA
Hyaena hyaena (striped hyena) is the source of this 1132-nucleotide messenger RNA. It is a transcript of the gene CUNH12orf75, whose product is annotated as chromosome unknown C12orf75 homolog. The transcript has 6 exons. Lineage: Eukaryota; Metazoa; Chordata; Mammalia; Carnivora; Hyaenidae. The record is from RefSeq and is a predicted model, not a curated record. Bases 39 to 230 code for a protein of 63 amino acids.